This is a messenger RNA of Spodoptera exigua (beet armyworm), 852 nucleotides long. The record is from the annotation of a GenBank genome assembly. Lineage: Eukaryota; Metazoa; Arthropoda; Insecta; Lepidoptera; Noctuidae.
AUGGGGGAAAGCAUGUGGUCCCUUUGGCGCGCUUGGAGCGUGUUAGCUUGCGCCUGCGCAGUGGCGGCGCAGCGUAUAGACCAGGACGCCAUCAUGUCGCCGCGCCCUGCCCGUCUGCGGGACCUGCGGCAAGACACCAAGACGGACGAACCGACUUGCGAUCAACUGAAGGCAAUGUGGAGAUUCUCGAAGCGACAAGCUCGAGCGCCGGAGAUCAUGAAUGAAGUGAGUUCCUCGUACCGUGAUCCGUUGAUGUACAACGAGUGGCCUGUAUACACCGCAAUACCCAGAGCCGCGCCCAGGUUCAGAUACCGGUACCCAGCGCUACCCCGUGAGGAAUUCGGCAGAGUUAUAACCAAGGCACCUCCCAACGUCGUCCGCACUCCAGAUUAUGAUGAGAUGUUCGGCAUGCUAAACGUGCCUCAUACAUCGGGAAAGAUCCUGCGAUACCCUGGACCGUCACGACCUCGAGGUGCAUCUACCUUCAUGGUGCCUCCGCAGCGCGACAGGUUUGAAGCUCUGAAGAAACUGAUUCGCCAAGAGCAUGUGCGUGAGCUGCAGAGAAAAUAUGAAGCUGAACAGAAGCAGGAGCUCAAGGACUUGACUUCUGGACGAAGUGAUGACUACGUCUACGGAUCGUAUGGCGAACAGGAGCCUCGAGGCCUGCAGCCACUGCAGAUGGAGUACCCUGCCGAUGAACCAACUUCCAGGCAUAGCAAGAAACCACCGGCUGGUAGUCGCCAGAUCUCGCAGUUCUCGCGCUACUCCGACGUGAUGCUGCCACCGGCCCGCCGCGCUAUCUACCACCCUUACUUAGACUACGCAGCCCCGGAAUUCGUCCCCUACUACUGA